This is a messenger RNA of Helobdella robusta, 399 nucleotides long. RefSeq lists its product as hypothetical. The transcript has a single exon. Lineage: Eukaryota; Metazoa; Annelida; Clitellata; Rhynchobdellida; Glossiphoniidae. Gene Ontology annotation, biological process: chromatin remodeling. The annotation marks the transcript as partial. Gene Ontology annotation, cellular component: nucleus. The record is from RefSeq and is a predicted model, not a curated record.
AUGGAAAUCGCAGAAAUGCUCGAGCGUAGAAGGAUUGACAUCUGCUGCAUUCAGAAAACCCGAUGGAAAUCGAAUGGUGUCUGUCAUGUCAACAAAGACAAAGAAAAAUAUAAACUAUUCUGGGAUGGUCAAAAGACGACCAAAAACGGUGUUGGAAUUUUUGUCAGAGAACCGCUAGCCCAAGAAGUACUGGAUAUUAAAAAUAUUAAUUCACGUCUCAUGUGGAUCAAGCUUCGCAUAGAAAAGCAAACAAUGAUUAUUUUUUCUGCAUACGCACUACAGAUAGGCGAAUCAGAAGAGAUGGAAAAUGACUUCUGGGCUGCAUUCUCUGACACCAUCUCAACAAUACCAAAAUCUGAAACAAUCCUGAUUGGAGGCGAUCUCAAUGGCCACGUUGGA